UCUCCCUAAACAAUGCCGUCGGCUUGUCCACUCCAAUACUUCUUCUCGCCGAGCUUCGCUGAUAAAAAAUCAAAGGUCGUCUUUCUCACCACCUUCGAUCGCCAGCGAUUCUAUUAUCUUUGACGUUGCGAGUGGCGGCUUCCUUCUCUCCACUGUGUUUGCCGAGACACGAGUUUAUCUGAAUGGAUGGUCAAAGAUUUAAGCAAACAAGAGAUCCGUACAAUCUGCGAAGAGAACGGGAUCUGUUAAAUGUUCCUUUAGCAGAGGCAAAUCUGGAUUUCCUCACCAAAGACUCUGCUGAAGAUUUUCGUUUGCCGAUCAAUCACAGACCUGUGGAGAACCUUAACUUAGAGGACCUCGAGCAAGCGUCUCUGGAUACAAAGCUCACUUCCUCGAAUGUUGGUUAUAGGCUUCUACAGAAGAUGGGAUGGAAAGGGAAGGGCCUUGGCAAAGAUGAGCAAGGCAUAGUUGAACCCAUAAAAGCGGGCAUCCGGGAUCCAAAAUUAGGUGUGGGAAAGCAAGAACAAGAUGACUUUUUUACCGCUGAAGAGAAUGUCCAGAGGAGAAAACUCGAAGUUGAACUCGACGAGACCGAGGAGCUCGCUAAGAAGCGAGAGGUUAUAGCAGAGCGCGGACAGAAGAUCCAAACUGAGGUGAAGGAAAUAAAGAAGGUGUUUUUUUGCAGUCUCUGCUGCAAGCAAUAUAAGUUGGCUGUGGAAUUUGAAGCACAUUUGAGUUCUUAUGACCACAACCAUAGAAAGCGGUUUAAGGAAAUGAGAGAAAUGCAUGCCGGCAGCAGUCGUGAUGAUAGGCAGAAAAAGGAGCAAUUGCGCCAAGAAAAAGAGCUGGCCAAGUUUGCUGCGCAAAUGGCAGAUGCUCACAGAAGACAGCAUGGGCAGCUUCAAGAACAGAGUGAGGUCUCAAAAGAAUCAAGCAAGGGAGAAAGUGCUUUUCCUGUUAAUGAUCAACGACAGACUUUGAAGUUUGGGUUCACCUCAAAGCUCGGUUCUACUAAGAACUCUGCCGCAGCUAAGAAAGCAAAGAUAGGCGUAAAGGUUACAUCAGUGUUUGGCAAUGAUAGUGAUGAUGAAUCUUGAUUUAUAUACUGCAGCUUUCUGAAAAGAUCUACGACCAAUUGGCUGAAGAUUCUUCCUAAAAUGUAAUUGGGGGAUUUACACAAAUACCUUGUUGUUUGUUAUAUAUUUAUAUCUUUUAUUACCUAAAUUUUAUAGUUUUCUCAUGUAACAUUUUGAUUGCAUUGAUAAUAUCAAACAUGUAUGAGAAAAUAUGGUUUAUUUUUAAAAAAUGGGCAUUUACAUACAUACCCACCCAAUUU
Phalaenopsis equestris is the source of this 1336-nucleotide messenger RNA. RefSeq names its product G patch domain-containing protein 8. Bases 183 to 1097 code for a protein of 304 amino acids. The transcript is spliced from 8 exons. The record is from RefSeq and is a predicted model, not a curated record. Gene Ontology annotation, molecular function: nucleic acid binding. Lineage: Eukaryota; Viridiplantae; Streptophyta; Magnoliopsida; Asparagales; Orchidaceae.